AUGGUUAACAUUUGUCUCAUCUGUGAUUUCUUCUACCCAAGACUAGGAGGAGUUGAAAUGCACAUAUUUCAAUUGGGACUGUGUUUGAUGGAGAGAGGUCACAAAGUGAUCAUAAUUACCCAUAAAUACGACAAUAGGACUGGUGUACGCUACAUGACAAAUGGCUUGAAGGUGUAUUACUGUCCUUUUGUGCCAGCACAUGAAUAAGUUGUGCUAUUUACAUACAUGGGGAGCUUGCCAUUAUUAAGACAAAUAUUAUUAAGGGAAGAAAUUCAUGUUGUGCAUUCACAUGCAGCUACAUCAUUUUUUGGAGGUGAAUUAUUAUUGCAUGCUAAAUCUAUGGGGUACAAAACUGUAUUUACAGAUCAUUCGUUAUUUGCAUUUAAUGAUGCUGCUUCAUUUCAUGUUAACAAAAUAUUGAAAUUCAUUUUGAGUGAAGUGGAUCAUGCAGUUUCUGUGUCUCAUAUAAGCAAGGAAAAUUUAAGUAUGAGAGCAUCAUUAGAUCCUAGAAACAUAAGUGUAAUUCCUAAUGCCGUUGAUUGCAGUAGAUUCAAACCAGAUCCAUCUAAGAGGUAUCCACUCAAUACAGUCAACAUUGUUGUCAUUAGCAGAUUGACUUUUCGAAAAGGAGUGGAUCUAUUAGUAGAUGUUGUACCAACCAUAUGCAAGAGGUUUCCUUAGGUCUAUUUCAUCAUUGGAGGAGAUGGACCAAAGAAGAAGAUUAUAGAAGAAAGCAUCAAAAAACAUGGUUUGACAGACAGAGUUGAGAUGUUAGGAUCAGUGCCUGGUCAUAAAGUCAGAGAAGUACUAGUAAGAGGUCACAUCUUUUUGAACACUUCAUUAACAGAAGCCUUUUGUAUUGCUAUUGUUGAGGCUGCCUCUUGUGGCUUAUUUGUUGUUUCCACUAAUGUAGGAGGGGUAGUUGAGGUUUUACCUAAAAACAUGGUAAAUUUUGCUAAGCCUGAUCCAGAUGACAUCUGUGAAAAAUUGGCAGUAGCCAUUCCAAUUGCUAAGAAUGUGCCAUCACAUUAAUACCAUGAGUAGGUAGCUAAAAUGUACAGUUGGCAUAUGGUGGCUGAAAGAGCUGAAACUGUGUACAAUAAAAUUUUAUCAUCUCCUUAUCCAUCUUUAUUGGCUAGAAUCAAGGCUUGUUAAAGCAAUGGUCCAAUAUUUGGAUUAUAUUUAUUGAUAUUACUCAUAAUUGAUUAUAUUGCCAUUUUUAUAUUGGAUUUGAUAUUUCCAUAUAAAAAUAUGUCUAAGCCUAUCAAAUUCAAUUCAGAAUAUAGGGUUAAUAAAGAAAAAUAUGGAGAUCAUUAAUUCAAACUAAAUUGA
Messenger RNA from Paramecium tetraurelia, 1332 nucleotides. RefSeq lists its product as uncharacterized. Gene Ontology annotation, biological process: GPI anchor biosynthetic process. The transcript has 2 exons. Lineage: Eukaryota; Ciliophora; Oligohymenophorea; Peniculida; Parameciidae. The record is from RefSeq and is a predicted model, not a curated record. Gene Ontology annotation, molecular function: phosphatidylinositol N-acetylglucosaminyltransferase activity. Gene Ontology annotation, cellular component: glycosylphosphatidylinositol-N-acetylglucosaminyltransferase (GPI-GnT) complex.